Molecule: messenger RNA, 559 nt
Organism: Protobothrops mucrosquamatus (brown spotted pit viper)
Lineage: Eukaryota; Metazoa; Chordata; Lepidosauria; Squamata; Viperidae
Product: vacuolar protein sorting-associated protein 28 homolog
Exons: 5
Biological process (GO): protein transport to vacuole involved in ubiquitin-dependent protein catabolic process via the multivesicular body sorting pathway
Cellular component (GO): ESCRT I complex
Molecular function (GO): protein-containing complex binding
Source: RefSeq, a predicted model, not a curated record
AUACGACAACAUGGCCGAGCUGUUCGCUGUGGUGAAGACUAUGCAAGCCCUGGAGAAGGCCUACAUCAAGGACUGUGUCAACCCCAAUGAGUACACAGCCGCCUGUUCUCGCCUCCUGGUCCAGUACAAGGCCGCCUUCAAGCAGGUGCAAGGGCUGGAGAUCAACUCCAUCGAUGACUUUUGCCGCAGGUUUCGACUCGACUGCCCGCUGGCCAUGGAGAGGAUCAAGGAGGACCGGCCCAUCACCAUCAAGGACGACAAGGGCAACCUCAACCGUUGCAUCGCGGACAUCGUCUCGCUCUUUAUCACCGUGAUGGACAAGCUGCGCUUGGAAAUCCGGGCCAUGGAUGAGGAAAAGAGCACCAACGUGGAUCCCUUCCGUGGGAAGAUCAGCAGCCACCCGCCAUACCAGCCCAAAACCAAGGGGUCAAAGGAGCGCCUCAAUGUAGGCAAAGGGAUGGCAGAACUUGAGGCGGAGUCAAACGAGGCACCAGCCAAGAAUCCCUACGUAGCCGCAAGGGAAACCACGCCAACCUCCCUCGGAUUCCUUUGGCUCUGA